This is a messenger RNA of Exaiptasia diaphana, 3832 nucleotides long. Its product is annotated as tetratricopeptide repeat protein 28. The record is from RefSeq and is a predicted model, not a curated record. Gene Ontology annotation, molecular function: protein binding. The transcript has 2 exons. NCBI's taxonomy places the organism in Eukaryota, Metazoa, Cnidaria, Anthozoa, Actiniaria, Aiptasiidae. Bases 529 to 2595 code for a protein of 688 amino acids.
GUUUGAUUGAUUCAUUAUCGUGCAAGAAUCUUGUAUCGACUCUGCAUCGUAUGUGAACGAGGAACAGUAUUCAGUGCAAUAAGAUUUCGUCACGACUGGACUCGGUACAAAGGAAGCCCAAUUUGAUAUACUGAAGGCUUUGGAGAGACGACAUGAAAUGGUCGAAGGCAUGUUCUAUCGGUGAAUCAAAACUAGAAGCUGGUGAGACUAGGGAUGCUAUACGAUACUUGAAAAAGGCCCUGAUGAUUGCACAAAAGAAUGGCUCCAAACAGGAAGAAACUGUCACGCUAGCAAAACUGGCUAAAGUUUACUGUGAUAUAGAAAAUUAUCACGAGGCUGCUGAUUGCUAUGAGAAGGGACUGGAAAUAGUACAAGAGACUGGUGACAAGAAACUAGAGUGUGCGAUGUGUAAUAGCAUUGGCGCUGCGUGUGAAAAACUGGGAGAUUAUGAAAAGUUUAUGGAGUAUUCAAAACAAGGCUUCAAUGUUGCAUUAAGAAUCGGUGACUCUAGACUUACUGCAGAUUCUUAUGAAGGUCAAUGCCCUGUGUGACUAUCAAAAUAGUAUUAAGUGCUAUAAAAAAGCUAUUGAUUUGUUCAAACGACUGAAUGAUGAAGAAAGAUUAGGGCUUUGUUAUGGAAACAUGUCAUUAUCCUAUCAAAAGCAAGGAAAGUACCAUGAUGUAAUUCGUCUAUUAGAAGAGAGUCUCAGGAUAAGUGUUAAAAUUGGAAGAAAAGAAGAGCAGGCGACUGACUUACUUAACUUGGGAUCAAUAUACACAACGUUGAAUGAUUAUGAUAAGGCCAUCGAGAUGUUCCAGAAAAGUCUUGCUAUCAGUAUAGAGAUCGGUAAUAAAGGUCUGCAAGCAAAAUGUUAUGGUAGCCAGGGAAAUGUUUUGUUUCAUUAUUGUGAAAAAUAUUCAGAAGYCAUYRUGUAUUAUCAGAAAUGCUUAGACAUUUCAAAAGAAAUCGAUGAUAAACAAUCACAAUCGGUCGCCUUAUUAAACAUUGGCAAAUGCUUAACGGGAUUACAUCGAUACGAAGAGGCGAAGAAACAAUACCACAAUAGUCUUGCUCUUGCUAAAGAAUUAAAUGACAAAUAUAGUGAGGCAAGAAUUUAUCAUGCUAUGGCUGUAAUCAAUAUUAGCAAAAAUCAAUUUCAAACUGCUUUAACUUUAUUAGAGAAAUGCCUUGACAUCGCUUCGACUAUUGGCAAUAAAGAUCUUGAGGGCAUAGCAUGCUCUAAUUUAGGUCAAGUAUACUAUUCAUUACACAAAGAGAACCAAGGACAUCAAACAUGUCAUAAUACUGAUGAUAAUAUAGCUAAAUCAGAAGAAUACUUGAGGAAGGCACUUGAUUGUUAUGACUUUUUGUUUCUACAUCUCCAUCAACAUGAUGAUUUCAAAGUCUCUAUUUUUGAAACAUUCAUUCAAGCGUACAAGCUACUCACCACCGUGCUCAUCGAGACAGGGAAACCACAAGAGGCUCUGUUAGUAUCUGAUGGUAGACGAGCACGUGCUUUAGGAGAUCGCUUGGUCUUCAAAUACGGUAUGAUUCAAAAAGAAAUGUCAUUGCCUAAGCCACUAACCUAUUCUGAUGUGGAGGCGAUCUUCUUUAAAGAUGUCUUCUCGAUACUGCAUUACAGCUUGCUACUAGUAAGCAACAGUUUGGCUGUGUGGGUUUUAGCUAAAGACUCACUGAUGUUCAGAGAAACUGAAAARGAACAAUUUGAUUCUGCCAUAGAAACAUUGACUCAAGAAAAGAAAGAUGAUGAUGAAAACUCCAUUAAACGUUUCUUUACUUCUACGGUUUCAAGAGUAUAUGAAAUGAUGAAAAUCCAAGAAAGCGUCACAUGUGAAAACAGAUCACUUGAUGAUUGCGUUACAUCGAAAGAUCACGUCACUACAAAAGCUUSUGAAUCUCUGUCACGUGAUGAUGGUACCAAUGAAGAGAACCUCGAUAAAGCGUCUCACCCACUGGAAAUGUUGUACAAUUGUUUAGUUGCACCUGUCCUAUCAGACGUACGACACGACGAGAUUGUCAUAGUACCCGAUGGAMCAAUGUAUAGGGUACCAUUUGCAGCCCUCAGGGAUCCCAACACAGGACAGUAUCUGUCAGACACCAAACGCAUUCGCCUUGCGCCAUCAAUAGCUAUAUCAAAGGUUCUAAAAGAAUGUUCAGUGGAUAAUCACAGCCAAAAAGGAGCGUUGAUUGUAGGAGAUCCCAGUGUUGGAGAAGUCAUGUUCAGAGGAAAGAAACGAAUGUUUGAACGUCUACCGUCAGCAAAUAGGGAAGUCAGUUUUCUUUCUUACAAACUGGGGCAAACAGCGUUGACUGGUGAGCAAGCUACCAAAGACGCUGUGUUGCGCAAAUUGCAAGAGGGAUCAGCUGUGAUUCACAUUGCUGCUCACGGGAGCUCUGACAAUGGUGAAAUAGCGCUAGCACCAAAUGUCUCACCAGAAAGACAAGGUAUCCCAGAAGAAGAUGACUACCUGUUGACGAUGAGGGAAGUCCAACAAAUCGGAAUCAAAGCUCAACUUGUUGUGCUAAGCUGUUGCUAUAGAGUGGUCGUGGAGAGAUCAGGGCUGAGGGCAUGAUUGGACUUAGUCGUGCUUUUCUUGCGUCCGGAGCUCGUUCUGUCGUAGCGUCAUUGUGGGCAAUCGAUGACAGUGUAACUUAUAGUUUCAUGGUAAGUUUUUACAGUUAUCUGACUCGAAGUGAAAGUGCAAGUGUAAGUCUUCAUAAAGCCAUGCAUGAUAUUAGAAAAGAAGGCCACAGGGAUCCCAUGUACUGGGCUCCUUUCUUCUUGAUCGGUGAUGAUGUCAUCCUGAAUUUGAGGUAAAAAGUGUCUUACUUUUCAUGACUCUUUAUGCAUGUAAUGAUAGGAAACUGUUAAAUACUUGAUGUUUAUAGUAUUAUUUCUACCAACAAGUCUAAUCAUUCUAGCAACUAUUCAAUUGUUUUCUUUGAUGUCGAUUUUAACAUCACACUUUCAUAGUUAGAUUAUUUUGUUUGACAUGUUUUGAGUUGAAACACAGAGUGAGGUCAUUAAAGCCGUGAAACAAAAUUUGACUAGGAAAAUGUGAUGGUCAAAUACACAUAAAAGAAUACAAUGCACAUCGAGCAUGCUUUGAUGUGUUAGUGUAAUAUACAGGUUUUUGACUCGAAAAACUUUCAAAUGUUUAAAUAAGAUUUGACUAUUAAAAUGUGUGAUGUCAAAAGACAAAUGAAGAAAACAAUGCAAUUUGAGAGCACUAAGUAGCAGUAUGGUUUAUACUACAUUGACUUCACUCUAUAUUUCAUCGUUUUAGUGUUCUGAGGUGUAUUAGUGUGUAAUCUACUAAUCACGAUUUUUAGACUUCACUCAUAGACACUAUUAAACACAGACGGUUAGUGUCCUUACAUUUGACCCGUGAAACGCUAACUGUUAUUAUGUAAUACUCCAGCUGAACGAAACGAAAACAACUAAAGUUGAUUUCAUUUGACGGUUAAAGAUUAUCAAGCUAUGAAUCUAUUGUUUCACCAACAAAUGCUAACUAAAUGGUCAUUUUCAUUACAUGGUCAAAGACUCCAGUAGUCUGGUAAUUUUUUCACGGGUUAACGACUCUAAUCGUCAGUAUGGUCAACUGUGUUUAUUAUUGUCAUAUUGGCCGAUGUUUUUUUAUGGCUUCACUGGGUGAAGUACUGUGUUUAAGUGUAGUAGAUAUUUCACAAUGUCUGGACAAAAACCCAUCUACAGUUUUCAGUUGACUGGGAGAGAUGCAGAUUGUCCUUGAUGAUCGCAAUGAACAAAAGAUCCAAAGAUGUAUAUAAAUAAAAGUACGCUAAGUAUUA